Messenger RNA from Meleagris gallopavo (turkey), 1841 nucleotides. The record is from RefSeq and is a predicted model, not a curated record. NCBI's taxonomy places the organism in Eukaryota, Metazoa, Chordata, Aves, Galliformes, Phasianidae.
ACGACCCUGCACAUAGCAGGGGGUUGAAUCUAGAUGGCCAUUGUGGUCCUUUUCAACCCAGGCCAUUCUAUAUUUCUGUGAUUACCUUCAGAUCUUCACUGUAACGCAUCACCUUAGAGAAGCUCACGAACUUGCAAACUAACGUUGGGUCUCUUACAGAAGAUCUGCGUCAGCAAGGUGUCUUGACGUCAAGCUGAGAGGGCUCUCCGUACAGGUGUGACCUUGAGAGACAUCCCUGAUUGUGGGGACAUCCUGUCGUGCAGCCCGUUGCUGUGCAGGAGGGCUCAAGGGGAGCUUGGGCUGCUCCCUGUUUAGGGGCUCCAGUUCAACUCCUGCCUUCCAGCCGUGAUCGUCUCACCUGCAGGAGAGCAGCAGAUGGCCGCAGCGCAUCCAUCUCAGGAGCCCGUGAGCUUUGCGGAGGUGGCCGUGUAUUUCAGCAGGGACGAGUGGGCGCUGCUGGACCCUGCGCAGCGAGCGCUCUACCGGGACGUGAUGCUGGAGACGUACCAGUGCGUGGCCUCGCUGGCUCCACUUCCAGCCCCCAAGCCCGUGCUGAUCUCCCUGCUUGAAGGAGGGGAAGAGCCCUGUAUCCCAGAUGUGCGCAGCCCUGAGGCCGCUCCAGGAGACCUCAGCCCAGCAGGAACUGGGAUUUCAGAUGUGUUGGAGGAUCUGCAGGAAAGCGGUGCGGCCGAAAAGUGCUGGGGUAGUGUCUGUGUGGAAGAAAUCAGAAGGGAUGUCCAAGGAGGCCUGGAGCAAGGUCGGAGUGAGCGCAUCAUGGAGCCGCUGGGAAACUGCGUGCCAAAGACAGGAAGCAGCCCGCUGGACUUGAACACAGGCCGAAAGGAGCCUGAAGAACCCAGGAGCAAGGAUGUGAGCCAGACGAAAAAGCAGAAUCCAUGCGCAGAGUGUGGAAGUAGCUUUGAAAAAGAUUCCGGCGUCGUUAACCGCCAGGGCAGACGCUCAGCAGUGAGUCCAUACAAGUGCUCUGAGUGCGGGAAGAGCUUCAAAAGGAGCUCCCACCUCACCUACCACCAGCGCUUCCACACAGGAGAGAGUCCCUACAAGUGCUGCGAGUGUGGGAAGUGCUUCAAAAGCUGUUCUGAACUGAAGCGCCACCAGCGCAGCCACACGGGGGAGAGGCCCUACAAGUGCUGCGAGUGCGGGAAGACGGUGAAAAGCAGUUCCCACCUCAUCUACCACCUGCGCUUCCAUAGAGGAGAGAGACCGUUUCGUUGCUCCGAGUGUGGGAAGAGCUUCAAGAGCAGCUCUGAUUUGAAGCGCCACCAGCUCUUCCACACGGGGGAGAGGCCCUACAAGUGCUCCGAGUGUGGGAAGAGCUUCAAGAGCAGCUCUGAUUUGAAGCGCCACCAGCUCUUCCACACGGGGGAGAGGCCCUACAAGUGCUCCGAGUGUGGGAAGAGCUUCAAGAGCAGCUCUGAACUGAAGCGCCACCAGCGCUUCCACACAGGGGACAGACCCUACAAGUGCUCCGAGUGUGGGAAGACCUUAAAAAGCCAUUCCCACUUCGUCUACCACCAGCGCUUGCACACGGGGGACAGACCCUACAAGUGCUCUGAGUGUGAGAAGAGCUUCAAAAGCAGCCACGAAUUGAAGCGCCACCAGCGCAUCCACACAGGGGAGAGACCCUAUAAGUGUCCAGAGUGCGGGAAGAGCUUCAAAAGCAGCUCCGACUUGAAGCGCCAUCAGCGCAUCCACACAGGGGAGAGGCCUUUUCAGUGCCCUGAGUGCGACAAGAGCUUUCAACGAAGGUGCAGUCUCAGCGCCCACAAGCACAUCCACAGCGCACACGGGCCGUAGAAGCAUCUCAAGACUCUGGGAAC